Vicia faba (fava bean) is the source of this 489-nucleotide messenger RNA. The record is from the annotation of a GenBank genome assembly. NCBI's taxonomy places the organism in Eukaryota, Viridiplantae, Streptophyta, Magnoliopsida, Fabales, Fabaceae.
AUGGAGAUAAACAUGGAAAAUGUUGGUAACAUUGACCCACUUAUUUCACAAGAUAGUGCACACCAACUAGCUCCCUUUGAGACACCUAAUGAUGAGACAAUUGAUAAAAAAGAUACAGGUGAUAAUAUAGAAGCAUUGGUAGAAACAAAGAAAGGAGGACUUAGGAGUAAGGCUUGGGAUCAUUUUAUAAAGGUGAAAGUUAAUGGGGAGGAUAAGGCUCAAUUUAAAUAUUGCAAGAAAUGUCCUGGUGAAAAGUCAAGCAAUGGAACGAAACACUUACUUCAACAUAUGGAGACAUGCAUUCAUCGCAAAAUUCAUGAGAACAAGACUACAAAAGGAAAAACAUUUCUCAUGCCAAAGAGCUCACAAGGAAAGCAAGAAUUAGGAGUUGGUACUUAUAAUGCUGAAAAUUCAAGGAAAGAGCUUGCAUGUGCAAUAAUUAUGCAUGAGUAUCCACUUUCAAUUGUAGAUCAUAUUGGUUUUCGAUGA